This is a messenger RNA of Oryzias melastigma (Indian medaka), 1840 nucleotides long. RefSeq names its product myelin basic protein. The coding region runs from base 146 to 505 and encodes 119 amino acids. The record is from RefSeq and is a predicted model, not a curated record. Gene Ontology annotation, molecular function: structural constituent of myelin sheath. Gene Ontology annotation, cellular component: cell periphery; internode region of axon; neuronal cell body. The transcript has 7 exons. Gene Ontology annotation, biological process: myelination. Lineage: Eukaryota; Metazoa; Chordata; Actinopteri; Beloniformes; Adrianichthyidae.
CCGAGCAGGACAUAGAAUAGGCUAGCUUUUUUUUUCCCCCCUUCUUCUCUUCCGUUUUCUCUUUUUCCUCCUCUACUCUUUCAGUCUCUCAUUUAAGAGAGAUCCAGAAACCCACUUUGACAGUUAAACACUUGCUUCCACCACCAUGGCAUCUGCAAGCAGCUCCGCAGCCUCCGCCGCCUUCGGGCUCGGCCGGAGGAAGAAGAACCCCGGGCUCUUGGAUCAGAUUGGAAAAUUCUUUGGAGGCGACAAGAAGAAGAAGGGAAAGGGCUCUUUCCGUGGAGCUCUUUCUCCAGCCCCUCAGAAAGCCUCCGCGACCUCCCCUCGUAAGCGUGGCGGGGAGAACGCCGUGGUCCACUUCUUUCGCACGAUCGUGUCCCCUGCCCCUCCCAAGUCUAGGUGGAGAGGACUAGCAGCCAAGAUAGGUCUGGGUCCUCAGAAGUCAACCAAGAAGGCCGGUGCUGGAGAUGGCAAAGGGUCCCUGACUAGAAUCUUCAAAAUGUGAUGGCUUCAGCAGCAGAGGAAGCAGGAGUUCUUCUCCAGCCAAACGCUGAAGAGCGCCUCAACCGCCCCUUCCAACAGAAGGUGGACGUCCUAAAACCAUGGGGGGAAACAAGAGGAAGAAAAAGAGGAAAAUGACCAACCGUUCACACCCACCUUCCCAGUCGCCUUCAAUAACACCUUAAUGUUCGCUAAUUCUCCCUUCUUCCCCCUUCAGUACCCUCUCCGGCUGAUAGAUAGCGACACAAUCUGUCCCUCGCUCGUCCUGCAACUGUAAAGCUACAUCUGUGCCGCCAUGUUGUGAAGUGUCCGCUGAAGUUGACCCUGAAGCCGCUCACGUGUGCAGCCUGAAUGACCCCCUCCCCCACCUGCCAUGGCUCUCCUUUCAUGUCUUUUUUUCGUGGCGUCCCAGUUCGUUUCCUAACAAAUGGUGGCUAAACCAGAGCACACCCGGGACAGUUGAAGGAUCGGGCCGGCACAAGCAGAACCGACCAGCUGCUGUCGCCUUUGGCAGACUGAAUGGAAAGACUUGGGUGGCUUUGCUUUGGAGAAGAAGAGUUUUUCUGUCCCGUCUCUUUGUCUGCGUCGCUUUCGCCAUCCUGUUCCAGGUCUCAGAACAGGCACCUUGGUUGUUGUUUUUAGGAGAAAAAUUAACAGGUUUGUGAGAGCCAUUUUGGUCCAAACGUGUUUUUAUUCACCUCUUAUGUUGUAGCUUUAGCAAAGUGUCCUGUCAUAGAUGUUGAGUGUUGAUCGUAGCACACAAGGCUGACUGUGGCUUUCAUGCCAAAAAAAAGAAAAAACUUAAAUCAAAAACUAAUAAACCUUUAUUUAAACAGCAUUUGGCCAAAUUUGGACUCUUCAUCAGUGCUGUGAUUAAAGUUUUCUGAUGCUUUCCUCAUCAUUUCUAUGCACUCAAACUGUAAAUCAGAAGAUCCUGCCUCACCUUUAGACCGCCGGGCUGUUUUUUUAGGGGUUUUCGUCCUUUAUGGUAGAAAAAAACAAACACUCAAUUUCAAAAAGGUGCUCUGGAACUAACCCUGUAAUGACAGGUUACAGUUUUCCUUAAGAAUGUGUAUGUUUUCUGCAUGGAAAAGACACAAAGAUUUCAAUUCUAGGGAAGUCCAGCCUCAUUUGUUGUGCUUUUCCAAAAGCGAGCGUGUGUGAUGUGUAGCCUCCACCCUCCAUGCUUGUGUGCUCGAGCCUUGUGAGUGCAGCGUGGUGUUUUCGCUGAAUGGAUCCUGGGAAUGAAUGUAAACAACCUCCUCAUUAUUGUAUGUGUAAUAAAACAUGACCAGCCACUUAACUGAAAAUAAAAAAUAAAAAAAACUACAAGCAUGAA